AAUAGAAGUUGUAUUACUUUUAAUCAAUCUUAAAAAAAUUAAACAAAAAGAAAAUAAAACGUGGGCAACAAAAUGUGCUCAAAUUCAACAAUACAUAGCUAAGAAAAAACCUUCAUGCAGCUAACUUCUCUCUCCUCUCUCUCUCAUUCUCAUGGCUGCCGCCAAAAAGGGAAGAAGAAAACACAGUAGAUGCAGCUUCCUCUGCUCCUUUGCAAGCUGCUUCGGCGUUUCCAACAAAGUCUCCGCCGAUCAUAGCGACAGAAAAUCGGUCUCCGCCCGCCGCUGUGCUAUUCCGGUCAACGAUCCGUCGGAGACCGCGAAGACUUCGACCAGCGAAAUUCUCGAUGUCGAACAACACGAAGAGGUAAAGAAGAAGAAGAACGCAACUUCAUCUGCAGAUCAACCAAUCAUCACUAACAAGAGACACGAAAAUCGAGAUGAAUCAAGUGCAAUAACAACGAGCUCGAUUGUAAAAUCGGCGGAAGAAGAGAACGGCGCCGUCAAUGAGGCGACGACGAGCCAACGCAAGCUGUCACACUCGGUUUCUCUGCCUCUGCCGCAUCAGAGGAAACAGAAUCCGCCGCCCGGCGAAUUCGACUCGACGGUUGGCGCGGUGAUCGUGUCGGCGACUUUGGUGGUGACGGUGAUUUGGGGCAAAUUUUGGGCGAUUGUGUGUGCGACGGCGUGGUUUUACUUCGUGCCUCGAAUUAGGGCGAAAAUGGAGGAAUCGUACGGCGAUAAAUUGGAGAGCGGUGAAAGCGAGGGUGUUGAUUUUGAUUCGUGGGAGUAUAAGAAAAAGGUAAAAGUUAUGUUACACGUAGUUGUUGGAAUAAUUGAGUGAACAAUUACAUAAAGCUCUUUAUGAUGAUUAACCGAGAACGACGGAGAAAGAGCAUAAACUGUAGAGCGGAAGCGUGCCUUGAUUCAUAACGAAUUGAAAUGCGGAAUUGCUUUACCGCGGCUAUGGAUCUUCCAAAUGACCAGAGACGUCCUUCACAAUAGUCUGCCGAGAUAAUACAGAGAUAUUGAAGGUUCUUCUGACGUUUGGGGACCAUAACCCUAACUUAUAUUUAUACAUAAUAUAAGUCCCUUUAUUUUCUAUUCGGUCACUCAUCAAAUAGAAAAUCUCAUAUGGUAUCUACACUUAUUUCCAUAACGAAUAAAUACACUUUAGUCCAAACUUUAAUCUUUAAUAGAUCACUUUAAUUGGGCAACUGAAAGAUAGUCAUGCAGAUUAAAUUAGUCAUGUGGAAGCCCAAAUUUCUAAUUAUACUAACUUGGAUCAUCAUUUAUGAUCACCAAUGUAGUUCAAUUCAAAGUUGAGAAUUAA
Salvia splendens (bonfire salvia) is the source of this 1330-nucleotide messenger RNA. RefSeq lists its product as uncharacterized. Lineage: Eukaryota; Viridiplantae; Streptophyta; Magnoliopsida; Lamiales; Lamiaceae. The record is from RefSeq and is a predicted model, not a curated record. The coding region runs from base 152 to 841 and encodes 229 amino acids. The transcript is spliced from 3 exons.